UCCUCACUCGUCCUGGAACAAUGGGAGAUAUGGCAGCCACUGCAGGCAGACAGCACAGCACAGAGCAGGCAGAGAGAGAUGCACAUAAUUCACAUGCACGAGGACGGGCCUUUUCUAUCAGUAGUUUAGAGGAAACAGUUACUUAUUAGAGGAGAGGACAUCACCUUGUGGAUAAAUCCUUUCUUCAAGUUUCAUUGUGGGGCUUUGUUUUCCGACUGGUUUUCUUUAGACUGGGGCUCUCUCGGAUGCUUUGAGCGGAUGCUAGGAUACGAAGCAAGACUCAGAGAUGAAAAGAAGGAAAGAUGAGAGCGAGAGAGGCAGAUUGUGGUCUUGUUGCAGUGUCCUCUCAGCUUCCUGGUCUGUCUGAGAGGACAGGAAGUCCAUACCAGAACCAGGCCCAGUCCUGAUGCUGUUUGGCUCUGACAUUGGGAGAAGACCAGAUAGAGAGGUGACUUACACACAGAGGAAUAGGACUGAGUGCUCUGCUCUAAGGAGAGCUGACAUCACAGAUGAGAACCAUGUCUGAUGAGACAGAACCAAGGAUGUGUGAUGAAAACCUGGAGUCAGAAGAGGGGGACGUUGAGGACUACCUGGAGGAAGAGGAGGGGGACGUUGAGGACUACCUGGAGGAAGAGGAGAACAGCGGAGAACUGAUGGACCGACUCAGAGAGCUGGAGGCAGAAAACUCAGCUCUUGUGUUGGCCAAUGAGAGUCAAAGAGAAGCAUAUGAGAGAUGUCUGGAUGAGGUGGCCAACCAUGUGGUCCAAGCCCUGCUCAACCAAAAGGAUCUGCGAGAGGAGUGCAUCAAGCUGAAGAUGCAUGUGUUUGACCUGGAGAGACAGAACAGAGUGUUGUGUGAGCUCUUCCAACAGAAGCUACCCAACCAGUCAAGCUCUCACGACCAGGUGCAGCCGGGACCCCUCCCAGUGUACAAUACACAGCUGCUGCACAAUGUCUCUGACAAGCAGGUGGUGUCACAGAGCGAAGCACAAGCCAAGGGAAAUGGGUUCCACCGCACACUGCCACAGGCCCCAGCAACUCCCCCCCGAGGCCCAGCUGCAUCCAUGGAGGCCCUGUCCCCAUUCUUCAAGAAGAAAGCACACAUUCUGGAGGUCCUCCGCAAGAUGGAAGAGACAGACCCCCUCAAGUUCCACCCCUCUGCAGGCAGCAUCACCUUCUGUGACUACAGCCAGGUCCUGAUGUCCACAGAGGCUGUGCUGGCUGCUGGAGACCUAUGUAAGAAGCACCAGACACUCUGCUCCUGCUCAGACUCCAACACGCAACAACAGCAGCACAUGAAUGGUGAAGGGCAGUUAUGUCCUACGCACCUCAAAAAGAGCACAGACAGUCCAGUCAAAUGUAACCAUGUUUGUGGUAGUACUGCAAAGCUCAACUUGACCCCGAACCAUGUCAAAGGCAUAUCCACCACAGCUGCUAUCAGUGAAUGCCACAUCAAGAGCACAUCAGUGGAGAAACAACUGACAAUGAAUGAUCACCAGCAACCAGCAGGUCCAAACUCUUACUUGUCAGUCACAGUUGUAGAUCAGACUAGUCCAGCCAAUCAGGGCCCAGAGGCGGGAUUAAAGACUGGGCAGGUCCAGGACACAGAGGAGGAGAGCUGUCUUAAAGGGAAGUCUGAUGAGGAUAGUAGUUUGUUUACCUCCCAGCUGCCUGUCCCUGGAGUGAAGGACAAUCCUCAGAUAGCAUACUGUGAGCUGGAAACCAAUGGGUUUCUCCUCUCUUCCAAUGACAGUGAUAACGUGUUGAGUGAUGUAGUUAUUCCAGAGAAGGACAGUGGCCCAGCAGAGGAGGGGGCUCUCUCUGGGAGAGCCAACGUGGCCCUCAGCCCCAUCCCUUCAUCCUGUCUCAGCGAUGUCAAAGCCGCUGCCAUCAAUUCCCCGUCCAAGAUCCUCAAGUUCCUAAAGAUCCCAACAAUGGCAGAGAGGACCCAGGCAGGGGCCAGCCCUGUCCGUCUGAGCCCCCAGCUCACCCGCACAUCGAAGAUCCCCUGCCGCACUAACAACUAUGAGGUGUACCACUCCCCUGUCCCCUCACGCAGAGCCGCCACCACAGAGAGGACCAGGCAGCCUCCCCCUCCACCCGCCAGGUCCGAAUCCUACCAAGCCACCACGCACUCAGCCUCAGCCCCCACCUCCCCGCCCCAGCCUGAGGACGCCUGCUCCCCUCCAGCCAAGGAGCUUUGCUACAGAAGCCUCUCGGCCCUCAAGGCCAGCAAUGGUGUCCCUGAUCCACUGGCCUCUGGCACUUCGCACACACCAAGGGCCUCUUUGCAGAAGGUCCCGUACUAUGAGAACAUGUCGGAACUCUCCACCUCGGCUCAGGUAGAAGAAUCCAAGGUCCCAGAGAACGUAAACAUAUCAUCUUUCUCUCAUACCAUAACAGAAAGUGACAGGAAGCAAAUUAAUUCACUACUACAGAAAGAGAAUGUCCUGAGUCUCCAGCAGCAACAUUUGUCCCCUGCUUCGGACUCCUCCUCCUCUUCCUCCUCCUCCUCAUCUGCGUCUGAUCAGGAUGGCAACCCAGAGAGCCCAGUCUGGCACGGCCACCACAGUCUGCCCAACCCCUUUGCCCUCAGAGCAGCUCAGUCUCAGGGCAGCCCAGCUCACUACGCCAGCAUGAAAGACAGAGGAUCACAGGACCAGGAUACUAGAGAGGCCACCAUGCAGAACUCUGAUCUCUCCCAGUCCCAGCCUCCAGCUCUCCCAGCCAAGAGACAUGAUCCCUCGUCCAUUCCCAAAAGGCCUUCUGGGGUAGCAUCUCCUGGGAGGCAGCCAGCCGAGUCUAGUCACACAUUCAAAGACAGGCUGGCUGCACUUGGCAAGCUGAGGAGCUCUGAGGAUUUACAAGUCAAUGUGCUGCUGCCAGUAGACAAGCCAGAGCCUCCGAGUGAUGAGAGUAUAGUCUCUUUUAACGAUGACGGGAGUAAGACAGCGGAGAGGCCUGUGGAUGGUAAUUUAGAGGAGCAGAGACACUCAAAAUAUACAGACUCUCUGGACGGUAAGCAUAAAGGUAUUCCUGGUAGUGUUGCUUUGAAGUUCCCAGGUGCCUGUCAGUCCUACGAUCCAGCAGCUAAGUCUCUCUUUGGCUCUUCAGUCGGCAAGGCGGAGCUGGAGAUGCUCUCAUCCAGAGUGGGUGUGGCUAAGAUGGACAGCCCCAAAGGUAAACUGGGCCUCCCGUCGCCAAACACUGACACUCCCAUAGUUUUACGCAACAACAUGAAAUGCCCGGCUUCUCUGAACCUGUCUUACCAUGGUAAACAACCUGCACCCAGCAUCCCUCACAGCACCAGCAGCCCCAGCAAGGUCCCUCCUAAGUCCCCGUCUAAACCGUGCCAGGGCCUGGCUCCCUCAGCUGGAACUGGGAAGCCCACCCUGGAGGCCCCGGCCCUGGUCCCACGGUACUCCUCCAAGUCAGAGGACAGAAGCAAACUCAACACAAACAAGAAGAGAAACACCACAGUGUACGGUGACAGCCUUCCUCCCCCGCUCCCAAUGCCAACGUCAGAACCGCAUCAGGAGGAGGAGAAGAGACACCUUGACCCUAUUGUCCCCAGCCCCACACUUGGCCCCACGUCAGCCAUCGAAGAGAAGGUGAUGAAGGGUAUCGAGGAGAACAUGCUGAAGCUGGCAGAACAGGACAGAGGACAGGUUACUGAGGUCAAACUGAAGGCCUCUAACGGGAUCGCCAGCUGGUUCGGCCUGAAGAAAAGCAAACUCCCAGCUCUCAGCCGCAAACCAGACACACCACCUAAGGUCAAAGAUGAGAAGAAGGGUGGAGAGUGGAGGCUGAAUAUCCCUUCCAAAAUGGCUGGGUCUAAGUCUAAAGGAGAGGGGGUGGGGGUGGAGAGCCUGAAUAUCUCUAUGCUGAUGGAGAAGGCGGAGGGUCUGAGGAGAGCUCUGGAGGAGGAAAGGGCCUACGUGAACGGGGUUGGGGGGGUCGGGAUGGACCGGUCUGGGAGGGGCCACUCCUGUGAGGUGGUGAUGGACCAAUCACAGGGCCAGCUGGCUGUGAUGUACAGGGGAGCGCGCUCAGACAACUUCAUGCAGCAGCUACUGAACAGGGUGGAUGGGAAGGACUUCAGUGGCAUCAGUGUGGCUCAGAGACGCCUCUCCUUUGACUGUAAGACCUCCAGACCGUUCAGCAGCCACACCACCACCAGCGGAGAGGACAUGCAGAAGGGUUCAGAACAUCUGAUCAGCAAUGUCCCCUCAGAUGAGAAUUUAGCUGACCCAGUUCACUCUCAUCACUUCGCAGCCUCUGGUGCUUCCACCUACACCCUGGACAGUGGCAUUGGCACCUUCCCUCUGCCUGACUACUGUGGUGGUACACCUGGGAGAAGCCUGUCUAAGGUGAGGGGGGCUGGAGCUGAGCAUUGCUCCUCUGGUUCUCCUGGCCGGGCAGGGAGGAGGGCUAGGACCCUGGACAGAGAGCCCUCAUCAAUGGAGCAGUGCUAUCAACCUCACAGAGAGAUGACUGCCCCGGUAAUGUACGGGUCUGUACUGGAGGGGAAAGGCAUGUCCAGGCAAACAGCUGGGGUCAUUCAUGAAGAGCCCCCAUACUGCACAACGAGGAUGAGGAAAUUAAUCGCUGGUUGGGACAAAGAAGCCUAUGGAGCUCACAUGCUCUCCCCCCGCUCCAAGACCUGGACCUUCCCCAACCUGAAGACCCCUGCAGGGUCCACUGAGAUGUACCUGGCCGUGGAAGAAGAGGUGGAGACGGCCCCCUAUGGAUCCCCAUUUAGAGGGAAGGCCUGUGGUUCCUCUGGAUCUCGUAACAUAGACCCCAGCAGUCUGCCGGUGCCAGCCCAGACAGGGCUGAGCCGACGGGGGAAGAUACGCAGUACGCCCAGUGCCCCAGAGAUGGGCCUUGGCCGGGAGGCGGGCCUGGAGCUGGUGAGGGAGAGGCCUGAGGAGGCCCUCUCCCCCAGCCGCCCCCAGGUCCUAGAGACCCCCGAGUCGCUCAGUGACUCUCUCUAUGACAGCCUCUCUUCCUGUGGCAGCCAGGGAUGACGGGGACAGGGGAGCAGAAAGACAGGUGAUCUGCAGAUCCUACUAUGGUACCGACUGACCCACCUUAGUGGAACAUGGAAUAUGGACUGUGCUAAGAUAUACCCAUUUCACAGUAUCGUGCCAACCUGAACCAUAUUGGGCUCCAAUAUUUUAUUUUCACAUUGUUCUUUCCAGAAUGGUUCUAGCUACUAUGGCGGAUGAUUAACCAGGCCAGCCGGAUACAGCUUGGUCCGACCCUUGUCAGUUUGUCUCAGUAGUGUGAAAAGGGUACAUGUGACGCUGACCACCAUUAGAGGAAUAUGGACUGUGAUAAGAUGGUGUCCCCUUAGAACUUUCAUGUAUGCUUUCUCACCAGCUAUGUUUCAAGGUUAACUGGAAAUACCAACCUCUCCUCAGGAUAACUACAACCCAAAGGAUAGACUAUUCACAAUAAUACUGUUUUAUGACAGGAAAGAAUUGGACAAACUGAACACACUGCUAACCAAAAUAGUUAUUUAUAUCAUUGUAGGAUUAUGGAAAUAGUGUGUUGAGCGAUUAGGGUUUUUCGGUUCAAUUAUUAAAAAAUAAUCACUGUUUUCGAUUUGUUAUUUAUUUUUUUGCAUUAAAUGCACUAUGUGGGUUGAAUACUGUAACACAGAAUAAAACAAUUAAAGUCCAAUGAUGGUAGUUACAUUUACAUUUGUCAGUGACUGCCCCUUACUGCUUAUCACUUAUUAACCAUUUAUUCACAUUACUUUAAAAUAUUUCAGUUGUGUAUAUUACAUUUGUUUUAUGAUUACUUUAUUAUUCCAUUCCAAGUAAUCUCAUCUAUAUUGAGCUGCUGCCUAUGCUGUCUGACAAAAUCCCUAUUUUAGUAGUUCUUCAAAAUAAAUAAGGCAUACUUUUUAUGACUGCUGAAUACCAACUAUCAAUCACUUAGAUCAUAUAUUGUCAGGUACUGAUACCUCACGAAGCAAGUGCUCUCUAUCCCCAUCCAUCUCGAUCGCGCAUUCUUCUGUCUGCCUCACACUAACCCAAGGUAGCGGGCAUAAAAGAAACACGGACCGAACAAGUAGCCGCCUAAUGGAUUAUGGUCAUUGUAGUUAAUUACCACGUUUUCUGCGCUAAAUUGUGUAGAAUAUUGACCUGUUGGAAACUACAACUCCCUACUACAUCGCACAGUUCGGGCUUGAUCUGAUUUAUCUCUAGAGAAACUGCGCAUUGAGCUCAGAAAAAAAAACUAAAUGGAUGCAAAUAAUUGAACGGACGUCAGUCAAUUAGUUUAAAAACGAAAAAUAACUGACAUUUCGGUUAAUCGCUCAGUACUAGGAAAUACACAGAUAAGAUGACAAUAUCGAACAUUCCCACACAAAAAAUAAAAUCUUAUGUUGAAAUUGAAUAUGCCUUGUUCAUCAGUCUUACCCCAACCCUCACCAAAAUAUCUUACUGUAUUUAUUAGACUACAGGGCGCUGAAACACUGAUCAUGCAAGGACUCAUUACCAAUAUAAUACCAAUAAAUAAUUCUAUUUUCUUUAUCAGUUCACACUAAUGUACUGAUUCCUUCAUCUUGAGCUCUUAAAAUGUUAUUUUUUCCCCCACUAUUGAAUACAUUUUAAUUUGAUGUAUAAAAUGAUUUGUUGAUGGUGUUAAGAUUUUUUCUCUAACUGCUAAGAAAUUUAGUUUAGCUGACCAUUCUUUGAAGGUAAUAUGCCAGCAAUAAUACUGAAAAGAGACAUGGCUACAUUAUUGUCCAAUUAAUUAUGUAUUUAUUUUAUUGUUAUGUUAAAUCAACUGCACAUUUGGAAUUGUCAAUUUUUUAUAUUUUUUGUGUGUAAAUGCAGUCAUCUGACUAAAAUAGAUUGUUUAACUUUGGAUGUCAUAACCUUGAACAGCUAAGAUGUCAACAUUAUUUUUAAAAGGUUUUUAUGAUUAUUUCUUGUUCAUGUGUUCUCACUGACGCACAAAUAAAAGAAAAUUACACCAUA
Coregonus clupeaformis (lake whitefish) is the source of this 6995-nucleotide messenger RNA. RefSeq names its product nck-associated protein 5-like. Gene Ontology annotation, biological process: microtubule depolymerization; microtubule bundle formation. The coding region runs from base 510 to 5030 and encodes 1506 amino acids. Gene Ontology annotation, cellular component: microtubule plus-end. The transcript is spliced from 15 exons. The record is from RefSeq and is a predicted model, not a curated record. NCBI's taxonomy places the organism in Eukaryota, Metazoa, Chordata, Actinopteri, Salmoniformes, Salmonidae.